GGGGAUGAGUAGUCUUAUCUUUUAGAGUUUCAUCCACCUGCAUAGCUGAAGCUCCGAAACCAACUUAAGUUUACAUCUCCUCCUCCUCCUCCUCCUCCUCCUCCUUUCCCCUUUUCUUCGUCUUUCUUCUCCCAUGUGCUUUCUCGGCGCAAUGAGCACUCAAUCAGAAACCUAGAUUGAAUCUGUAAGUCAAAUUAGAAAGAAUUGAAAAGAAGUAAAUUGAGAAUGGCUCUCUGCACAACUAAACUAACUGAAAUGCCAUUUCACAAUUCAUCAAUCCCUCUACGUUCUCAUUGUUUCACUUACAACUUCUUCUUCUCUUCUUCUUCUUUUAAACCCUCAUUUCCACUCCUUAAACCCUUCUCAUCUAUUUCCUCCGCAUUACGAACUACUGAACAUAACUACCGUUCAAGUCGCCCAAGACAAAACCCUAACAACCACUAUAAAAAAUCUAGUGCUCCUUCAUGGCGGACAACAAAUUCUUCAGCAGAAAAGAGAAAAUUGGAUUCGGAUUUUAAAGACGUAGUGGAAAAUCAGUCAGAGAAUCGUAAUGGUGAUCGUGGGAGAGGUGCAAUUGAAAGGAUUGUCCAUCGGUUAAGGAAUUUAGGUUUAGGGUCUGAUGAUGAAAAGGAAGAAGAGGAGGACGUUGAUGAUGGAAAUGCAUAUACCGGGGAAGAGAAAUUGGGGGAUUUACUGCAGAGAAAAUGGGGUAGGCCAGAUUCUUUUAUUGAUGAUGAUGAUGAAGAUGAUGAGGAUGACAGGAUGCUUUUGCCAUGGGAAAGAGGUGAGGAUGAGAGACAAGUGGAGGAAGGGGGAGUGUUGAAAAAGAAGAGAGUAAAAGCACCUACAUAUGCCGAAUUGACAAUUGAAGAUGCAGAACUCAGAAGGUUGAGGACUCUCGGAAUGACGCUUCGAGAGAGAAUUAACAUACCAAAAGCUGGAGUUACCCAGUUGAUUGUUGAAAAGAUUCAUGACCAAUGGAGAAAGUCUGAGUUGGUCAGGCUCAAAUUCCAUGAAUCCCUUGCACACGAUAUGAGGACAGCACAUGCUAUUGUGGAGGAUCGAACAAGAGGCUUAGUCAUAUGGAGGUCCGGAAGUGUUAUGGUGGUGUAUCGAGGGAGCACAUAUCAAAGGCCUUCUAGUUCUAAAUCCGUUCAUAAAGAAACUGUUGAUUUUUUUGUGCCUGAUGUUUCAUCUGCUGGCCGUCCAAUCAUAAAGAACGACAAUAAUGCUGUUUCAGUCUCAGAAAGGAGGGAGUCUUCCGCUGUGGAUCCUGAUUCAGUUGAAAACAUGACGGCAGAGGAGAUAGAGUACAAAGACCUACUUUCUGGCUUAGGUCCACGUUUUCAUGAUUGGUGGGGUACUGGGUUGUUACCUGUAGAUGCUGAUUUGCUUCCUCCAACUAUUCCUGGUUAUAAAACACCUUUUAGACUUCUUCCUACUGGAAUGCGAUCACGACUAACAAAUGCAGAGAUGACCAACUUACGGAAACUAGCCAAGUCACUUCCAUGUCACUUUGCUCUUGGGAGAAAUAGAAAUCAUCAAGGGUUGGCAUCUGCUAUUGUGAAGCUUUGGGCCAAAAGCUUAGUUGCCAAAAUUGCUGUUAAACGAGGAAUUCAAAACACGAAUAAUAAGUUAAUGGCAGAGGAUAUAAAGAAAUUAACAGGUGGUACCCUUCUGCUCCGUAACAAAUAUUACAUUGUCAUAUACCGCGGAAAGGAUUUUCUUCCCGCAAGUGUGGAGGCUGCUUUGAUGGAAAGACAUGAAUUGACUAAAGAAAUCCAGGACACUGAAGAGAAAGUGCGGGCUGUUGCAUUUGAGCACCCCACUCACUUGGAAACCACUACAGGGACAGCACUUGCUGGUACCCUGGCUGAAUUUCAUGAGGCUCAAGCAAGAUGGGGAAGAGAAAUCUCAGCUGAAGAACAUAUGCAGAUGAAAGAAGAAGCCGUGAAAGCUAAGAAUGCCAGGGUAGUCAAAAAGAUUGAGCAUAAACUGGAUGUGGCCCAAGCCAAAAUGCUACGCGCAGAAAAACUGCUGUCGAAGAUUGAGGCAUCCAUGAUUCCUGUAGGCCCUUCUGAUGACCAGGAAACAAUUACAGACGAAGAAAAGUUUAUGUACCGCAGGGUUGGUCUGAGAAUGAAAGCUUACUUACCACUUGGUAUUCGUGGUGUAUUUGAUGGUGUAAUUGAGAACAUGCACUUGCAUUGGAAGCAUAGAGAACUAGUCAAACUAAUAUCUAAACAAAAGACACUUGCUUUUGUUGAAGACACGGCAAGGUUAUUAGAAUAUGAAAGUGGUGGAAUAUUGGUAGCUAUUGAAAGAGUCCCCAAGGGGUAUGCUCUUAUCUAUUACCGGGGUAAAAAUUAUCAAAGACCUAUUAGCUUGAGGCCGAGAAAUCUUUUGACCAAAGCAAAAGCUUUAAAGCGUUCAGUUGCCAUGCAGCGGCAUGAGGCAUUAAGUCAACACAUCUCUGAGUUGGAGAGAACCAUAGACCAAAUGAAAUCUGAAAUUGGUGAAGAUGCAUUUUCUGAAAUUUCUUAUGGUGCAGUCAACCGGAGUCGGUUUGAUCGCGUGUCGAUGUCUGCUCAAAUGGAUAAUGAAGAUUCUUCAAUGGAAUCUGAGGAUGAAGGCGAUGAUUAUGAUGAUGAUGAAGGCGAUGAUUAUAAUGAUGACGAGGAUGACGACGACGAUAGUGAUGAGGAGGAAUUUGAUGAAUCAAGAUAUUAAGAAUCUUGAACUUUGAUCUGAAGAAACGUAAGCUCAUCAUCUGGCUAUUCUCUCCACAGCUGAGGGGAUGAAUUUCUCUCAGAUAUUAAUCCAAUCAAGCAUGUAUGCAGGUUGGCCUUUCUUCAUUCUCCUGUAGAUAUAUAGAUUAGCGAGAAAAAUGCCUUCUGCACAGAACUAAUAAUUGGUUGAGAACGGAAAGUUUACUAUCAUCAGACCUGCAGCUCCUUCCACAGGAGAUUCUGUUGAAUCGAGCUCCUUAGUUAUGAUGCAGCUUCUGAUUUGUACCCAUUGUUUUUUGCACUGCCAAUGUACGCAUUGUUUUUUGCACUGCCAAUGUAAAAAUAUGCAUCGCUGAAGAAUAAUUAAUAACAUGAUCUUGGGUUUCUGUUGCAAUUGUAUUUAUCUCUAGAAAAUGAACAAAAAGCUUCGAAUCA
This is a messenger RNA of Papaver somniferum (opium poppy), 3164 nucleotides long. Its product is annotated as CRM-domain containing factor CFM3, chloroplastic/mitochondrial-like. Gene Ontology annotation, molecular function: mRNA binding. The record is from RefSeq and is a predicted model, not a curated record. The coding region runs from base 226 to 2730 and encodes 834 amino acids. Gene Ontology annotation, biological process: RNA splicing, via transesterification reactions. The transcript is spliced from 10 exons. NCBI's taxonomy places the organism in Eukaryota, Viridiplantae, Streptophyta, Magnoliopsida, Ranunculales, Papaveraceae.